CGUACUGAACGCCCUCUCUCUUUCAACAGAAAAGAAUCCCUAUAUUUUCUUUCAUUUUUCUCUGUCAUUAUGCUUUCUUCCUCUCAAAAUAAGUAAAAAUGCAAGAAAACUCCAAAGAUGCUCGAAACGGCGGCGACUCGUUGUCGACAACGCCAACGCAGGUCUCCAAAAAACCACGCGUCAGCUUCUCCAUAACAGAACACGAAAUCCACCAUGAAUUCUCUCACCACAACCCUAAUGUAGCCCGAAUUAACAACGGUAGCUUCGGUAGCUGCCCCGGAUCCGUACUUGCUUCUCAAAAGAACUGGCAGCUCCAGUUCCUUCAACAGCCUGACGACUUCUACUUCAACACUCUCCGUAAAGGAAUUCUCCACUCACGUACUGUCAUCAAAGACCUCAUCAAUGCUGACGACGUCGACGAGAUCUCCCUUGUAGAUAACGCCACCACUGCCGCCGCCAUCGUCCUUCAACAAAUUGGGCGUGCCUUCGCUGAAGGUAAUUUUGCUAAAAACGAUACCGUUUUAAUGCUUCACUGUGCUUACCAAGCUGUUAAAAAAUCGAUUCAAGCUUACGUCACGCGUGCUGGGGGUUCUGUUAUCGAGAUUCAGUUACCGUUUCCGGUUACUUCGAACGAGGAGAUAAUUUCGGAGUUUAAGAGAGGAAUAGAGAAAGGCAAAGCUAACGGUAAAAAAAUUAGGUUAGCGAUAAUUGAUCAUAUAACGUCGAUGCCGUGUGUUGUUAUUCCGGUAAAAGAGUUGGUUAAAAUUUGCAGAGAAGAAGGUGUGGAUCAGGUUUUUGUUGAUGCAGCUCAUGCUAUUGGUAGUGUUGAAAUAAAUGUUAAAGAAAUCGGGGCUGAUUUUUAUGUCAGUAAUUUGCAUAAGUGGUUCUUUUGCCCCCCAUCGGUUGCUUUUCUGUAUUGUAAGAAAGCAGCGAGUUCGGAAUUUGAUGUACACCAUCCGGUUGUUUCACAUGAGUAUGGAAAUGGAUUGCCGAUAGAGAGUGCGUGGAUUGGGACUAGGGAUUAUAGCUCACAAUUAGUGGUGCCGGCAGCUUUGGAGUUUGUUAAUCGAUUUGAGGAUGGGAUUCAGGGGAUAAUGAAGAGCAACCAUGAGGAGGUUGUUAAGAUGGGGAAAAUGCUGGCCGAAUCAUGGGGGACAAAUCUUGGUUCUUCACCGGAGAUGUGUGCGGGAAUGAUCAUGGUUGGCCUGCCUUCGAGAUUGCGUGUUUCAAGUGAAGAUGAUGCUUCGAGGUUAAGAUCGCAUUUGCGUGAGUGUCAUGGGGUUGAGGUUCCCAUACAUUAUCAGGGUUUAAAAGAUGGUAAGGAGGGAGUGAAAGAUAAGGAUGGGGUUAUAACAGCGUAUGCUAGGAUUUCUCAUCAGGUUUAUAAUAAGUCUGAGGAUUAUUGCAAGCUUAGGGAUGCUGUAAAUCGUCUUUCUGAGAAUCUACUGAUUCGCAAAACGUUUUGUCCAGAGUGAGAAGCUGCCUUGAUUGACUAAAACUCAUGUCUCCCUGGUUAAUUGAUGCCGGUGGAUGGUCACAGUGAUGGACUUAUUCUGGAUCCUUGGUGUAUCAAUCACUGUAGCUAUGGCAAUAACCUGUGAAUGUCAGCAUUCUCUUAGCAAGGUUUCUGCUUUCAACCAAUUUACCUAUAUUUUUCCAUUUUUCUGCCAACUCAGUCAUGACUUGCGUUGUUGUUUCACAUAUAUUUGUAGGUAUGAGGUAAAUGUUAAAAAUUCAUUUAAGCAUAUUUGUACUCCAUUGUGUUGAACUGAAGAGAUGCAUUUCCAAUAUGAACAACAUAGAUUGCAGGGGCAUGUCAACUUCACAACUCAAUCUUUUGAAAGAGGUGCUUGAUUGCAACCUAGAAUGAUUAUAUGACCUCUCAACUUUCUUUCCACAGUUAAA
Messenger RNA from Populus nigra (black poplar), 1905 nucleotides. RefSeq names its product L-cysteine desulfhydrase-like. Lineage: Eukaryota; Viridiplantae; Streptophyta; Magnoliopsida; Malpighiales; Salicaceae. The record is from RefSeq and is a predicted model, not a curated record. The coding region runs from base 99 to 1475 and encodes 458 amino acids. The transcript has 2 exons.